Messenger RNA from Colletotrichum lupini, 414 nucleotides. RefSeq lists its product as uncharacterized. Lineage: Eukaryota; Fungi; Ascomycota; Sordariomycetes; Glomerellales; Glomerellaceae. The transcript has 2 exons. The coding region runs from base 1 to 414 and encodes 137 amino acids. The record is from RefSeq and is a predicted model, not a curated record.
AUGUUCAUAUCAUCCAAACGUAACGACGUCACAACGUCAUUCCCCUUUAUCGCCGGCGACUACACAAUACACCUUCGGUACCCACUGGUUUACCGUCUGAUUUGUAGGGCUCGCAGCUUUGACCGCGUUCCAUUCUACAUGGCGUCAAGAGAAAGACUCGAGACUCCCAAAAUGUCACCCCGGCCGAUAUCACGCCUCUUAUAUCCCACCCUGUCCCACGAGCCCCCGUCCCAGAAGCGGCUCCCCGGAGCGGUCCCAAUCGAACGACCCAGGCGUCGGAGGUCUGACUGCUUCCAGACUGGCACGCCUCACCAUCUCAGACGGCAAAUCAACGUCCACAAUCGCAUUGGUUCACCAUCAUGUCAUAGGCAGUCAUUUGGAAAUAUCGAAAUCUCGAUUGACAGCAAUCGGUAA